Colletotrichum higginsianum IMI 349063 is the source of this 1596-nucleotide messenger RNA. Its product is annotated as Monosaccharide transporter. The record is from RefSeq and is a predicted model, not a curated record. The transcript is spliced from 3 exons. The coding region runs from base 1 to 1596 and encodes 531 amino acids. Gene Ontology annotation, molecular function: carbohydrate:proton symporter activity. Gene Ontology annotation, cellular component: membrane. Gene Ontology annotation, biological process: carbohydrate transport; transmembrane transport. NCBI's taxonomy places the organism in Eukaryota, Fungi, Ascomycota, Sordariomycetes, Glomerellales, Glomerellaceae.
AUGGCCAUCCUCGCCAAAAUCAAGGAGGACCCCCUCUACCAGGACCUCAACUGGCGCCUCGUUCUAAUCGGCAUCGUCUCCUCCUUGGGAGCCCUCGGCUUCGGCUUCGACAAUGGCUGGUGGGGUGGCGCGCUGGGGCUUUCCGAGUUCCAGCGCAAGUACGGUCCCUUUGAUGCCGAGCUCGGCCGCUACGUGAUCCCCUCGGACAAGCUCUCCGUCGGCACCGGCACCGGCUCGGCCGGCAUCAUCAUCGGCUGCGUCAUUGCGCCCAUAGUCACCUCCAAGCUCGGCCGCAAGAUGGCCUUCAUGAUCAUGUCAGCCCUCAUGACCACGGGCAUCGUCAUCGAGGCCACCGCCCUCACCUCCUUCUGGCAGCUGGUCGUGGGCCGCAUCGUCGUCUACUCGGGCAUCGGCUUGGCCUCCAACUGCGUGCCCAUGUACCUUUCCGAGACCUCCCCGGGCCGGGUCCGAGUUUCUUCACCUCAUUUGGUACAUUCCUGGCCACUCUUGUGGUGUAUGCGUCGAGAAGCCGCUCAGACCAGUGGCAAUACCUUAAAAUAUGUGCCUCUUUUGAUGGUCUGGCCGGUUCACAGCAUCGUUAUUCUCUGCCAACUCAUCGUCCCUUUUGGAUACAUCUCCUUCUGGUUCUUCCUCCCCGAGUCGCCUCGCUUCCUCAUCUACCGCGGCCGUUUUGAUGAGGCCGAGGUGGUCCUCCGCUCCCUCUCCAACCACCCGGAAACGGUUCCCCAGGAGAUCGAGCUCCUCAAGGCCCAGGUCGAGCAGCAGCGCGAGAACCACGCCGCCAUCACCGUCCUCGACUGCUUCCGCGGAACCAACCUCCCCCGUACCGUCAUCGCCAUGAGCGUGCAGAUCCUCCAGCAGGCCCAGGGCGUUUCUUUCAUACAAAACUGCAUCGUCACGUUCAUGCAGCAGCUUGGCUUCCCCGACGCCCUCCGCACCAAUGUCAUGGUCACCGGCUGCGGUUUCGCCGUACACAUCAUCACCUUUCUGACCUUCGACAAGAUAGGUCGUCGCCGGUCGCUGUCGUGGGGCGCCGUUGGUCUCGCAGCGUGCAUGAUGGCCACGGGCGCUGCCGCCACUCAAGGCUCCUCGGGGAGAUAUCCAGCUGCCGUGGCCAACGCUUCGGCCGCUCUGCUGAUCCUGUGGUAUUGCAUCUUCGGCUUCACCUGGGGCCCCGGUGCCUGGGUCACCGCCGCCGAGGUCGGCACUGGUCAGCUGCGAGAACGCACGCUGUUCCUCGCAUCCAUGGGCUCCUUUGUCACAUCCGUGCCCAUCAACUUCACCAACCCCUACGUGCAGCGCGCCAUUGGCGGUAGCGUCACUUUUAUCUACGGCGGCUUUUCAGUCUUGGCGACUCUCUGGGUGCUGAUGAUGAUCCCCGAGACGAAGAACCGCUCGCUUGAGGAGUUGGACAAGAUGUUCCAGGCAAAGGUACCCACAAGGCAGUUUAAGACAUACUAUUGCACCGGGCUCGCUGCGAACAUCGCACAGAUAGGCGCGAAUAGAGCUGUUGCCAAGGACAUUACACCGAAAGAGGAGGUGGAGGAGCGGGAGCCUGCGCAAAAGCUAUUGUAA